Podarcis lilfordi (Lilford's wall lizard) is the source of this 21353-nucleotide messenger RNA. Lineage: Eukaryota; Metazoa; Chordata; Lepidosauria; Squamata; Lacertidae. The record is from the annotation of a GenBank genome assembly.
GCUGUUCUACCCGAAGUGAUUGCGGGAGCCGCCGCCGGCUUCAAGUCUGCAGCGGGAUUUGGCGAGGCUCCCGUCGUGCCUUGCGCCGUCUCCAUAGCUACCGCCCGGCGGGCGUCCGCCGUUGCCUAGGCCGCGGCGGCCUCACGGGGAGGCGGGAUGGGCCCCGGGUCGCCGCUGCGGUUCUUCCCGAGGCUCCUCGCGGCCUGCCUUCUCCUGCCGCUGUCCUCCUCCACGGAAGCGCCAACGAGCGCGGCCACCUCGGAGCCCCCGACCGGCUGGGAUGAGGCCACGUCGGGGGCGCCGACAGCGGGUACCCCGCCUCACCCGACCCCUAGUCCCGGCCAGGCCUCCCCUAGUCCGGGCCCCGCCAGCAGCCCUGCGUGGACUUCCGACCCGGGCCCCUCCAGCAGUGAGCCCCGUCCAACAGACGCGGCGGGGGUGCCCGUCCCUUCGGAGCCGCCGGACCCCGGAACGACUCCCCGACCUGGUCCGUGGCCCGCGCCUGUGACCGACGGUGAGCCCCCAGCCCCGCCAUGAGCGAUGUGGGGAGGGUAGGAAAGGGAAGAAGCGGUAGGCCCGGCGGCUAAAUGGAGCCUCCCGAUACAGGGGGAGUCUACCUCGGAACCGCAGCGCAGGCUCGACAGAGGGGCGUCUCUACGUGGCCAGUUUCCUGGAGGCCUCCGUCGUAGUGGCUGUUCAAAGUAGGAUGCUGAGCAGUGCGGACUUCUGGCCCUGUCAGUGGUGCAGUUCUGAUGUUGUUAUUCACCUGUAUUUCCCCCAAAAAAUUUUUAAAAUUAAUUUUCCAAAAAAAAUUAAACAUAAAUCUCAACUGUAUUUAAACCAAUCUUAGUAACAUUGUUAAGUGACUUCCUCGAAUUCCCCUCGUUGAAUUUCAGUGUAUAUCAUUAUAACAGUUUUCCAAAACCAAUUUUCUUAUAAAAAUAACUUAAUCACUUGACAUCUUUCUUUCUUUCUCUUUUAACUUUAAACCUAUUAAUCUCUAACAUGAUCUGUUUAAAUCCUAAGCCUAUCUGGUAUUUGCAAGUUUUUCCAAUUAAAUUAUCUUAACAUAUUUAACUAAAUAGUCUUUGAAUUUCAUCCAUUCCCCCUGGUACUCCUCCUUCUGGUUGCAGACUCUUCCAGUCAGGUCGGCUAGCUCCAAAAAACCCAUCAUCUUCAUCUGCCAUCCCUCCAUUGUAGGGACUUCUUGUGUUUUCCAAUUCUUAGCUAACAAAAUUCUUGCUGCGGUUGUGGCAUACGAAAACAGAUUAACAUCUUUCUUGGGCAAUUCUAAACCUGUUAUUCCAAGAAGAAAGGCCUCUGGUUUCUUAAUAAAUGUAUAUUUCAACAUUUUUUUCAAUUCAUUAUAAAUCUUCUCCCAGAAGUCUUUCACCUUGGGGCAGGUCCACCACAUAUGAUAAAAGGUACCCUCCUUUUCUUUACUUUUCCAGCAUAGAUUAUCACUGUUAUGAUAGAUCUUUGCUAAUUUAUUUUACACGUGUAUUGCACAAGUUCAGCCCCUGCUGCUCAGAAGCUGCAUCGCUCAGCAUUUUGAUAGGUGUUGGAGGGACAUGCGGCUUCAGGUACCUCUUGCAAGUGCACGCAGCUGGCUGCUCUCUGCCACGGAUGGAAGGAUGAAGAACCAGGGGGACCUUUGGUUUGCUCUGGGGGGGCUCCUUUCAGUGCGGAUGAGUGACACAGCAGAUUAUGCAGAGCUGUUUUAAAAUUAGAUACCAAAAAGCAAGCCCAUUGGAAACCAAAAGCAUUAAAAAUCUUUAAAACAGUGGGGAUGCAGCCAGCUAAGUCAUAAUUAGGUCAAGUUCAUUUAUUUAAGACCCUAUUUCGGUAUCCCCAUUUCAGUAUUUCUGCCCCCUUAUUGUACAUUCAUAUAAACACAAAUUACUAGUAUUAAAAUGCACACAAUAAGCUGCAUGAAUAUGGAGAAGAAGAUUUUGAGAGACUAUGCAUGAAAGCAAGUCCUUUAAGCCUUCUGGUUUUGUGGUUCUGUAUAUAAUAGAAGAAAGAAGUUGGGCCGUAUCCAGUAUUGCGCCUGGAAGAGGGACUUCCUCCCCCCCCCUUAGGUUUAACAUUCAGUACUAUUUGUCAAAACCUGUUUGUUUUCAGUGGCCGAGUUGUGUGUCUGUGACCUCCUGGUGGACCAGUGUGAUGUAAAUUGUUGCUGUGACCCCAUAUGCACUGCUGCAGAUUUCAGCCUCUUCACUAUGUGUUCAGUUCCUGUUGUCACGUAAGUGCUUGUACAUGCUUCAUGGCUUGAAAUAUAAAGAUGCAACUUUGAACAGAUUCAUAAGUUCAAGAAGGGUCUGUGCUGCAGUACAACCUCAGAAUAUGGGCAUAUGUCUGCCUAAAAACCAGUCUGUAACCCCAGUGCAGUGCAGCUUCUGAGCGGAAUGGAAAGACGAGCUGGUUCAAAUAUGCAGCUUUGAACAUGGCUUGUAGCACUGUACCACCCCAAAAUACUUGGGGGUAGGUACUGUAAUUUUUCUGGAAGCUUCCCCACAUCAGAAUGUCCAUGAAUGUGAAGGUCAGCAGAUCAGUCUCUCUGAUGGAUGAGUAUUCCAUAUACAGAGUGGUUUUGAAAUGGAGAUGUGUCUCUCUGAGUAUUCUGAGGUGGUACAGCCCCAUAAGAGUAAGAAGCUGCAUGUUUGAAUUAACUCCCCCCCCCCCGGCUUUCCAUUCAGGAACUUUUAUUUUAAUAGUAUUCAUAUAAAAUACUUUUGGUUUAGUUUAGAUAUUAAGAAAUGGUGCUUGAGACAGAAAAUACAUUAAGGAUUUUGUAUAUCUGUUGGGCUGAAAUAUUUUUCUCAUUUUCUUUAAAAAAAUCUCUGGGGCCUUUUUCAUCUGAAGAGCAGAGUAAAAAAUAUUUAAAUCAGAAGAAAGCUUUUUCCCCCUGGGGUAUUUAUUAACAGGGCUUUGUUGCAAAGGGAAAGCCAUUUUUCAGGCAAUCCAAGCUAUUGGCUAAGAGGAGUAGAAUUGGAGAAACUGAGCAAGUAGAGUUGAAUUUGCUCACAUACAUUAAUGUUGCCAAACUUCUACUAGCCAAGAAAGGAACUAUCUUGCCCUCUCAACCCCUUUUCUGACUUCUAGGAUGUUGCUGACCAUUACCCACAGUUUUUCAAGCUAGCCUUGCAGGUGUUAAAGCCACAAACUCACUGUAAGGUGCCAAAUGUAAGAUGAUGUUCUCUGAAUAUGCCGAGUUGUGCAUUUCUGAUAUGUGAUUAAUUGCACAAAAUCCAGCACAAAAUUCCUGGCUUUGAUAUCCCAGAAUUAAUUAAAAAGAAGCGUUGGAAUGCUUUUCAUAUCUCCAUACCGGAAGGAUAAUUCUCUACCCAUCGAGGGAUCUUUUGUAAGGAUGCAUUUAUGUAUACAGCAUGUGCUAUUCAUGUCCCACUGCUGCCCCCGCUCUGUCUUAUUAAAGCACCACACAUUAUGCAUGGGGAGCUUUGCUCUGGUUUUCUUUCUCUAGGCAAUCUAGCUGCUUUCCUCUUAACAGCUGUUUAUGCCUCUGGUAUUCUUGUAUGUUGUGAAUGAGACAACCAAAUAAAGCCAGGCUCGUUGGUGGCAUUUUUGUUGAAUACAAAUAUGCCAGCAAGUUUUUAUUGCUGCAUUCAGGGCUUGAAACACCGGUUUUGUUCCCUUUUUUUUUUUAAAGAAGAAGAUUGCUUGAAAUAACUGUGAAUUCUGGGGACAAAAGGCCACCCUUAUCAAACUAUUCCCUUCUCUAUACAUCAACCCAAUCUCACUGUGAGGGCUUAUUUCCAGCUCUGUGGGAAAUGAAUCACCCCAUCACUGGGAUUGAUGCUUGCCAUUGUUCUGGCCCACAUUGCUGAUUGCCACCCACGUUCAGGUACUUUCAGAGCUCUUAGAGACAGCAAAGCAAAAGUGUGUUGAAUUUUAGAUGAAUUUUCUGUUAUGAAAAGAAAUGUGGCCUUGCCAGUAGAGAGGCAAAUCACAUGUGUUUAUGUUCUGUGCUGUUCCCUCUGGAAAGUGCUGCUAAAAUGUCAGGCACUGUACGCAAACACGUCCUUGCAUUGACAUUCCUCUUACCAAUAAUCACUUAUUAACAAUAAAUACAAGUUGGAACUAAGGAAAAAUUAGAAACUUGAACUUAAAACGAACGAUAGAGGUGGCAGGUGAAGCCGCUGCAGGGGAGCUGAUCUAUAAUGUGCUCUCACUGUUUCUGUUAAAUUCUUCAGAGGCUCAGUUCCAUUCUUAUUGGUCAUAGCAGUAAUCACAUGUAUCAGGUGAGACAAGAGAUUCACUCAAACCUAUGUGACUGAGCCAGGAUUUGAAUCUAGCCCUCAGCAGAGUAAGGCUGGGCAAUAUCAGCUUUUCAACAUUGCAAUGUAUCACCAGCUAAACAUCUCAAUAUAGUGAUACAUCAUGAUGUUGAAAAGUGGAGGGAGGAACAAGCUGCAUUCGCCCAGACCCUGUGAGACGCUGGGGUGAAACUGCCUCUGCUCUCUCUUCACACACCUGCCUUUUGGGUGGCAGAAAAAGGGGAUCAGAAAUUCUCCACAAGGACAAUUAAGGUCCCUACAGUUUGUUCCAGUUUGGCUUCUGCUGCUGUUCAGAGGUGGCCGCGCAUUUACUCUUCUAGUAAAUAGAAAGCUUUCCUUUGUCUCAUACAGGAAACCAUUCAUUACUUUUAACAGUUUUAUUUUCAUGGGGCUAAUAAAAGGAAUAUACAUAUAUAAACAGAUACUGUGAUAUCACUCCAAAGGAAGGUUGCAGCUUGAAAAUCUAUUGAACAGUAUCUAAUAUUCCUGGUUAAACUCCUUUGUAUGAUUUGAUAUUGUUGCAUGACAUCAGUAAGGGUCUCCAGCUGUUUUAGACCCUUUUCCCAGAAUCAUUUGUAAUAAAUUAUCUUUAUCAUUUAUAUGCCUUGAUUUUAGUGUCUGAGGCUUGAGUGGUGAGCUAUAAUAGCACGUGGCUGCUGCAGUGUCAUGUCUGGUGCCAAAAGCAUUCCGUGGGCUGCUCCUGCCCUGUGUUAUAAGGAUGUCUUAUGUAAAAAGAGGUUUGUUUGGUUUUUUUAGCUUUAAUUUUUAUGUUUGUUUCCCCUGCAGAGGUGACAGGCAUCUCUGCAGGCAGCAAGAAGCUCUCUAUUCAAUAGAUCCAACAGCGCAUCCUCCAGAGAGGAUCUUUCAAUUAGCCGACAAGGUCAACCCCAGCAUUUUCUGUAUUCAGUCCACUAACAGUAAGUAGAGCCAAGUCGGGCAUGAAUCUCUUGUCUGGUUGAUUCUUCAAAGGCCUUGUGUUGAGGGUUGAGAUGAAGAGAGAAAGAAGAAGCCUGUCAUCUCUGUGUGUGUGUGUGUGUGUGUGUGUGUGCGCGCAUGCACACACACACACGGUGGAGAGAGGAUGAAAGGGAGACAUACAAUGUGCCACUCACUAAUCUCCAACUUCAUACUUUCUCUGUGGAAUUCCUUUGCCAGCAAUACAGUCAUUUUGUCGCAGUGUGUCAGAACUUCCUCCAAGACACUUUAAAGCGUAUAGUUGGCUCUUGCUUAGUCUGCUUCGUUUGUCUUUAGUUGCCUUUGCGUAUUAUGGCAAUGUUAUUUUACGGUUUUAUAUUUUUGCCCCUAUAAUUAUCCCAAUUAUUUCAUUAUAUCCUGCCUUUCAGGAUACAAAUCCUUCAAAGGUACCUUACAGAAAGCGGUAAACUACUUACCAAAAAGCACCCCCCAAUAUUUCUUGCUUCUUGCAUACUGCCUUCAGUAUGUAAAUGAAGGGGGGGCUUAAAAAAUCUUUUUAAAGUGUUUGUUGUUGUUUGUUUUUUAUUUGUGUUAUUUUUGUUGAAAAAUUAAGAAAAUAUAAAAAUAAUAAUACUUUAAAUAAUAAAAUAAGUAUUUCAUUAAUACAGUUGAUUUACUUUAGAGGGAUUUAUAGCAGGGUUGGGAAACUAGCCCUCCAGAUGCUUCUGGACUUCAGCUUUCAUGACUAUUGGCUGUGCUGGCUGGAGCUUAUGGGUCAGUGUCUAGCAGCUGUUUGGAAGGCCACAGGUCCCCAACCCCGUUCUGCAGGGUGAUACCCAACACAAAUUUAUUUGAUUUCAAUGUGUCAACUCUUGAGUGUGACUAACAUUUGAAUAUCGCCCCGUCCUGAAGACUUGAAGUUGGUAACAAAAGCUAAAAGCAGCCAAAUACACCUGGGUGUAUUUCAUUGGUUUCUGCUCUAGUCUUCCAGCCCCUGUUAACAUGUCUCCUGGACAUCGCUAUUCCUGCUCUCUGUACAUUUAUAGGGAUCAGGCGCGCCAGCUCCUGUGGGCCAAGAUAUCUUGGGCCUCCUCAAUGUUGAGGAGGCCUUCAUGCCGGCAUGUUCCUUUGACGAUCACCAGAGCGCCUUCGUCAAAGGUGUGCUGGCGAUCUCCGCCAGGGAGCCGGUUCGCCCUGGCACAUCCUUUUGAUGAUCACCGGGGCUCCGUCUGGGAAGGUGUGCUAGUGAUCUCUGCCAGGGACAUGGUGGGGCGAAGUGUCUUCUCCCUGGUGCGUCCUUUUCAUUAUCACUAAGGCGCCUUCCACACUAAAGCGCCUUGGUGGAGAGGGAAGAGGUGCCUUGAUGAGGCAGCCUCAGUCUCAUGGCAAUGAACAAAAGGUAAGGCAGUGAGCAGUUGGGGGAUGGCGGGCCAAGUCAGCCUGGUUGGGUUGGGGUGGCACGCACAUGACAUCAUGCACACACAAUGCCCCCCCCCAAAUGUUGGGUGCAACUUACAGCCUCUGAUGGGGUAGACAGUUUUCUUCCCCUUAUGGGUUGGUCCAUAGCAUGGUCUCAAUGGCCAUUCACACAUGCUCUUAAAGCAGUCUCUACCUUGUUUCCAAUCUUGUUGUCCCAAUACGUGGUGCCAUUUUUCCCGUGCGAUCCCAGAACUUCCAUGAGUCCCAAAAGUUCAGUAAGAAUAAACUCCAAAAUUCAGUUAAAUGUACUACAUUGAAGCGCUCUUUCUUCUCUACCCACCCCCAGACAAAGCUGCCUUAUCGUUCCAAGCCCCAGAAAUACCUACUAUGCACAAUUUUGAUAGGUUGCUUCAAGAAUUUGGCGACAAUACCUUUGGUAUUGAGAGCAACCUUGCACUGGAGGAUGAGUUGGACACCCGGCAGGCUACAAGUACAAACAGUACCAGCAAGUACAAGGUAAAGUGGGGAGGUACAUGUGUACACCCAUUUUGUUAAUUAUUUAUUCAAAGAAAGCUCUUUAGCCAGACUUUCAGAGUGGCUCACAUAUCAAUGAAAAUAGCAUAGUUUCUUUUUAGGCUUCCAGUCUAAAAAGACACAGCAUCUGAGGAAAAGGGAUGUGGAGGGAAAGCAAACUCAAGCACUAUAUCCUUAAUGUCCCAAGGUUCUUAGCAUUACCAGCUGGGAAGUGGGGUGGUUAUAGUUCAAAAUAAAACUGCCUGUGUUUUUUUGUUGACAGUAUAACGAUCCCAUACAGACAUCAGAUGGGUUCCUAAAUCUCCCUGCUCCUCUCUUCCUCGCCUGGUGUACCCACGGUAACCCUGCAGGUCAGAGAUUAUGUGUUGUCCUUUCCUGGCUCUUUCUACCCUGCUGUUUGGGCUUUAUCUGAACAACAACAAAUAUUGCUUAACUUUGUAAAUAUGUAACCUGCCUUUCCACCAGAUGGCGCUCAAGGCAGCUAACAAGUAUUUUUAUUUAUUAUUUAUUAAAUUUGUAUACUUCCCUUCCUCCGAAGAUCACAGGUUGUUUCACAACAAAUAAUAUCAUUAUUACCACUACUAAUAUAUCAUAUUGCUUAAUAAUGUCGUUUCUAAGUGUUGUUGCUGCUGUUAUUAUUCUGCAGUAUAAUCAAUUAAAUUGCAGUAAAAUGUCAAAUAAAAAGCAUAAAAGGAAGACAGGUUAAACAGCAGUAAAACCAGGAGAGCAAUUACUGAAUCUCUGUGUCCAUCGCAACAUACUUACAGGCCAGCAUGUCUAAACAAAAAGGUCCCUAUCCGCUGGCAAAACGUUUUAGUGGUUUUGUUUGACCGCCGAUGUGCAGUUGGAUUUAUUAGUAGCCUGAAAAAAUAUUUUUGGCACUUCUCUUGUAUUUUGUGGUUUCUCCAGGGUUUCUUGUGAACCAGGCAGUGAAAUGCAACACGAUGAUCACGGGAGAUGCAUGCACCACCCUGCCAGGCCUCAGCAUGCAGUUCUACACCAGUUCUAGUGUUUUGGCUGUAGGUGAUUAUUUUGGGAACCAGCCAGAGGGUGGAAUUUUGCAUGUAGCAAACUGAGGGGUGGGGUAGGAAAUCGGGAUUGCACGUGUAUUUGCUUUUUAUUCAGAAAUAAAAGUAAGCACCAUUUGUAGCGGCAGCUAUAACUUACGUUUGCAGGACCCCCAGUUCUCUAACAAGAAUUGAAUUUCAUUAGUGGAGGAUUCUGGGAUGGAGGCUUAAUCGCUUGUCACUUUUGCUAAUGCAGCUGUGUCUAAAAUGCUUCUUCUUUAUUAUUCCCGCUAGGCACCAGAGUCAAGUCUCGUGGUAAGUGUCUCUUUAUUCUGUUUGAGAGAUUUGCUGUUUAUAUGCGGGCGCUUUGUAUUGGAUAUAGUCUCUUACUACACUGAUGCUACAAUCAAGGCUUAAUUGCCUCUGAAUUGACCUUCCAGUUAAGUGGGGCUCUGAGUCAGCCGCCAUACCAGUGGUGAGGGCUCUACAAUUGUUGGUUGGCUGGGCCAAAAACCUGGAGCCACAAGGCUUCUCUUCCCCUUUCCUUUUCACAAUUGCAUUCAACACCCCCUCCUGGUCUUUUCUGGAGGAAGGUGCUAGCAAAGUGCACACUGGGUUGGUGGGAGGGUUGCUGUUUAAAAGUGCCCUGAGAGCCUUUGUAAAAUGAUGAUUACUAUCUCCCCAUGCUGAUCUUUCUGAAGAGGAGGGCCAUCACAGAGAGGAGGAGUGUAGCUUCAAGUAGUGACAUCCAAGUCUCUUCCUCCUCCUCCUCGUCCCUGUCCUUUUCCAAGGGAAGGGUCAGCAGGGGGUGGAGUGCUGGCUUAAAUCUUCUUGGAUAAAAAGCGCUCAAGCCUUCCCUGCUCUACUUACUCCUCUAAAUGUUCCUAAGGUUUUGCAUGUGUUUUUGUUCCCCUCAGCAUUUUUUGGAUUUGUUUUCUUUCCUUCCUGUACAUCAGAGCUUUCCAAGCUUUCUCCCACGGAAGCUCUGCGCGUCAGUUUCUCAGCCAUGCAAAUGUUGUAAUUUUCAGAGGGUACUCCCCUAGAUAAAGCCCUGAGAAGCUUAGUGAAUGUGCCAAGUUCUCUUUGCCUGGUUUGUGGGCAAGAUUGCAGCAGCUGGAUUUGUUGAGGCUGAUCCGUUGUAUUUUGCAGGUGAAUAUCACCAUCCAGUCCAUAACCGUGCAGAGUCCAGAGGGGCUGCGUACGCGUUUGAAGAACACUGAUGCUCUGAUUCUCCCCACAUUGAAUGGUCAGUCAUGCAGUAACGUGGUCCUGGAGGUAAGUGUGCAGUUACCAUUUCAACUCAGCAUUUCUUGAAAAGACAGGAGAAGAGGCUUGUAUAGUGGUACCUCGGGUUAAAUACUUAAAAAUUAAUUUAGUUUUUAAAACCUCAUGAAGAACUAUGUCCACAUUAAACACAACCCAAUUUUAUUUUUAUUUUUGAAAAAAUGUCACCACAAAAGUCUUUGUGCCUGCCAAGGAUUGUAGCCAGCCGAUUUUUGUUCAGAAUAGACUCAUUGGAAUUAAUGGACCCUUGUUACCAAUGUUCAUUCAUUUCAAUGGAUCUGUUUUGAGGAGGGCCGACAGUGGAUGCAGCCCCUCGUACAGACCCACAUACAGUGGUACCUCGGGUUAAGUACUUAAUUUGUUCCGGAGGUCCCUUCUUAACCUGAAACUGUUCUUAACCUGAAGCACCACUUUAGCUAAUGGGGCCUCCUGCUGCUGCCACGCCGCCGAAGCACAAUUUCUGUUCUCAUCCUGAAGCAAAGUUCUUAACCUGAAGCACUAUUUCUGGGUUAGUGGAGUCUGUAACGGAAGCAUAUGUAACCUGAAGCAUAUGUAACCCGAUGUACCACUGUACUCCAUUCUGGAAACCAGGUGACAUGUAGAACUGUAAACAAACUUCAUCAAAAUAAAAAGCUGGGCCAUGCAGACAGGUGGUCUGUUCUAUUCCUUACCUUUUGGUCAACCCUUCUAACUUGCAUUGAAAUAUAGCUGCUUAACUCCCCCUGCCCUCUAGAUUUCCAGUUAUGAACAUAAAAUAGCAGGCACUUUGCCAGCAGGCGUGAAGAGCUGGUUCUGCUGGACCCAUUUUGCUCAAAGGAUCAGAAACCAAAGGACUCUCUGUUACGUCUAGAGCAGACUCUGCAAAGGCUGCUCUGGAGAGUUCUCCCAGGAAACGCAGACAGUGCCUUCAUUCAUUCGUGCUGCAUUUUCCUACUGGAUUAUGCCCAAGGCAGCUGAUAACAGCACUGGAUGAACAAUAGUAACAGUUAAAAACAUAAUAUAAACCAUCAAGCCCAUUCUAAAAUCCUACCUCAUGGUGAAGCACUUUCAACUCUGCUGUGGAAAACGCCUAAUAACCACGUGGAACUGAGUUUGCUUGGUUUUCAUCCCUUGUUACCCUGCCCUACUUUGUUUUCUAAAAAAACUCCUAUCCCUCAUAUUUUCAAAUAAGAAUUUAAUACUGCUUGCAGCUACAAAAAAGGAGCAUAAAAACAAAACAGUACAUAAAAUCAACAUCACAAUAAUGCAACCGUUAGAAUAUAAAGCAGAAAUUUCAGCAAGCAGCCAUCUUUCUCCCUCUGGGUUCCCUACCCCACAUCAGUAUUUGGAUUGUAUGGGACAAGGACCUGUAUUUUGCUUCUGUUACAUGAUGAGGUGAAAUGUAUGCCCAGGGCACUAUAUAAAUCGGAUGGGCAGUCUUAAGCUCGAGGGCCAAAAGUGGCCCUCCAGGCCUCUCCAUGUGGCCCUGGGUACUCCACCCAGGCCACACCUCUUACCAGCCCUACUUCAUACCCUUGUGUGUCUUUGACCUCUUGAUUUCCUGGACGGAGCGGAGAGAAACUAGCCUGCUGAACAAAAGUAACAUUUGCAUUUGUUGCUUUGCUCUCUUGUGUCUCUGGCCUUGCCAACUGGUGGCCUGUGCCUUCCCCUGGAAGGUUGCCCAGAUGGCAGUGUGGCUCUUGGUCUGAAAAAAGGUUUCCCGUCUUGGAUAUCUUACCUUGUUACAUAUAAUAAAAAUGUAAGGACGUCGCCAUACCGCAGUUUGUGUAGCUGCUGAAUGAUGGUGCUGCAAACUACCGCGUGACAACAGAACAGCAGCGUUGGAGAGUGAAGAGGAGAGAGACAUGGGCAGGCAAGCAAACAGGUGGACAGCCCAGGCUAGCCGCUCAGGUGGUGGGUGGCCCAGGCAAGCUGUGGAGGAGCAGCCGUGACAGGCUGGUGGAGCUCCCCACCUCACACUGAAGCCCCCUUUUUGGCUUCAGCGACAUUGGAGGCUGAGGAAGAAGGACAUGGAGGCAGGAGGGGACUCCAGGCAAACAGCUGAGGAAGUCAGGACAGGCUGCGGCAGCUCCCCAGCAAGUGUCCUGGUCUCCUGUUGCUGCCCUUUGUUUCCCUUCUCCUCACCCUUCUAAAUGGUGUUGUCAGUGUGAGGUGGGCAGUAUGACGUGGGGGGGCAGGAUCAAGAGGAGGAGGACGGAGAGAGUGUGAUUUGGGUAAGCUGUAAGGCAUGGGUAGGCAAACUAAGGCCCGGGAGGCAGAUCCAGCUCAAUCGCCUUCUAAAUCCGGCCCACGGAUGGUCCGGGAACCAGCGUGUUUUUACAUGAAUAGAAUGUGUGCUUUAAUUUAAAAUGCAUCUCUGGGUUAUUUGUGGGGCAUAGAAAUUCGUUCAUCCCCCCCCCCAAAUAUAGUCUGGCCCCCCACAUGGUCUGAGGGACGGUGGACCGGCCCCCUGCUGAAAAGGUUUGCUGACCCCUGCUGUAAGGGGAGUGGGGGCAUGGCUUGGGGGAUUGGCAGGGUUGGCGAGUGAAGUCGGCAGAGGUGGCAGCCCUUAGUAAAUGAUAAAGAGCUGUGGACCUUCCUGUUCGUUAAGCUGCAUUUGUUUUUUGUUUUUCAGGCAAGUUACCUUAUUACCUUCACAGAGGCAGGUGAAAUUGCCAGUGCGGGUGUAUCUUUGAUCCUGGGGACCAUUAACAUGAUGGCACGUUUUGUAUUGCAGUCCUUUGAGAUCCGUUUCAUUCAAGUAAUUUCCCAAAUUAUUAUUUUUAAGAUCCAAAAAGAUUUAACAAAACAAAAGUUUAAAAAGGUUACAUGAUAUUAUAAUAUAACACAAAUUCAAUUACUGUGGCUGCAUUCGUCCCAUACAAUAACCAAUCUAUGUCUCCUCUGUGCAUGGUUAAUUUUGCACAUUAAUUUGUCUAAACAUCCAUAAUCACCUCCUAAUAUGUUGGUCCUGAUGAUCAUAUGAUUAUUCUAGUUUUUUUAUCUUACAGAACUUAACAAACUUUAUAACAGCUCAGUCUGUAUUUCACCCAACAUUGUGUAUAGGUUUUGAUUACAUCUUACACUUUCCCCAGUAUCUAAUAAAUAAACUCCACUUCUCAACAAAUCCGUUUUCUUGAUAUCUUCCUUCUCUGGCCCUUAUUAAAUUCGUUAAUUUAAUCAUCUUGGUUUAAUCAGGCAAGCAAUGUCCCAGAUUCUUAUUAACCCAAGCCUCUAUUGACAGAUGCUCUGACUUUUUCCAGUCUUGGCAGAUAAACCUUUGGGCUGCAGCUUCCCAAAAUAUUUUUAAUAACUUUGUGGGAAGCUGGUUUGUAACAAUGUUUUAGAGCUGAUGGCGGGUCGGGGCACAGCUGUCUUAAAAAAUCAAGGAUUUCAGUCACUCAGUGUGUUCCUGUUUUCCCAAAGCAUAGGUUCUGAAAAUCAUUUCUACCUGUGUAUCUUCUGCAUGUACCUGAAGCAACAAUGUAAUAAUAACAUGAGCUCCAUUAUUCAAAUGGUUUACUGCUUAGAAAACAGUAAUUCAAUUUAUCUAUAAUCCUGAAGGAGAUUUUUCCUAUUAGCUGCUUGGCCACAAAUGGUUAAUGGAAAAUUAAGUGGUAUUGUAUUUUGUGUCCCCUCCGCACACAGCAAGAAACUCAGCCUGUUCGUCUCAGCGGAAGCCCUGGUUAUGUUGUUGGCCUACCAAUAAAAGCUGGAUUUCGGACUCCUGGAUAUCCUUUUUUCAUGACUUAUCACAGCUCUGCAGAACUGUCCCUGCCUGGGAAAAAGUUACAUUUCAUAGUGCUCAUUUCUUUCAAGGCUGAAUCAGUUCCGGCUUAUUUCUCUGAGAAAUUUUAAGUUGUUCAAUCCCGAACUGAAGACAGUAGCCCCAUGUGGGAAAGAAUACUAUGAAAUUAGCAAUUUCUAAAUUUUCUCCUGGAAACUGGUGCCAGACUGUCAGCACAGAAUUUACCGUCUUACUCCAGCACACACAACAGAGCAUUGCCAAUUAUCUUGGCUGUUUUGGGAGUUUUAGUGGGAUAAUGGCCGAGGGUUUUUCUUUUGGUUUUGCCUGUUUUGCUUUUCUGAACUCGCUGAGCUGGAAGAAGCCACGUCAUUUUGUGGGUGAUGCUUGGCUUUGGGCAAGCUGUUUAGAAGCCGGAGAGCUAGCUGGGCAUGGUGGGGCUUGGGCUCUCUGUCCAGCGUGGGUAGGGGGCUGGAGGGGAUUCUCCUGCCACCUCUGUAUUCUUGCAUCUGGCUUUUAGGGGAAGGGGCAGUUAGUAGCUCAAUUGCAGGGCACAUGCUUUGUGCACAGAAAGUUCCAGGAUCAAAGAAUGGCCACCGCCUGGAGCAAGUAAUAAUGCUCUGACAAGGCAGCUCAGAGAUUAAUAAUAAUAAUAAUAAUAAUAAUAAUUAAUACCCCGCCCAUCUGGCUGGAUUUCCCCAGCCACUCUGGGCGGCUUCCAACAGAACACUAAAAUACAAUAACCUAAUAAACAUUAAAAGCUUCCCUAAACAGGGCUGUCUUCAGAUGCCUUCUAAAAGUUUGGUAGUUCUUCUUCUCUUUGACAUCCGGUGGGAGGAAGUUCCACAAGGCGGGUGCCACUACCGAGAAGGCCCUCUGCCUGGUUCCCUGUAACUUGGCUUCUUGCAGCGAGGGAACCGCCAGAAGGCCCUCGGCGCUGGACCUCAGUGUCCGGGCAGAAUGGUGGGGGUGGAGACGCUCCUUCAGAUUCUGGAUGUUGUGCAGUUUCCCUUUGACUCUACAUUUACAUCUGGAAUUGUUCAGAGCACAAAUGAAGCUGGCCAGCUUACCCUCAUGAAGAGCACACCUGCUCAGGAUUGCUUAGCUGUGGAAGGAGUCAGAACCCCAGUAUUGUUUGGGUACAGCAUGCUGUCUGGAUGCCAACUACGGUAAGGGCUGAAACCAGUCGACAGGCCAUAUGCCAUUUCCUACUCUUAAAAGGUAAAGGGACCCCUGACAGUUAAGUCCAGUUACGAAUGACUCUGGGAUUGCGGUGCUCAUCUCCCUCUAUAGGCCGAGGGAGCUGGCGUUUGUCCGCAGACUUUUUCCCCGGGUCAUGUGGCCAGUGUGACUAAGCUGCUUCUGACGCAAUGGAACACUGAAACCAGAGCAGCACACAGAAACACCGUUUACCUUUCCGCCGGAGCGGUACCUAUUAAUCUACUUGCACUUUUUGGAGUGCUUUCGAACUGCAAGGUUGGCAGGAGCUGAGACUGAGCAACAGGAGCUCACCCCAUCAAAGGGAUUCGAACUGCCAGCCUUUUGAUCAGCAAGCCCAAGGCUCAGUGGUUUAGACCACAGCGCCACCAGCAUCCCAUUCCUAUUCUUACUUCCAUGCUUAAGAAAUUGUUCAUCACAAUGUUGGGUUGCAAGGAAAAUGCUGGCAUCUCACUUAGCAGAGUGGCAGAGUUUCAUGCCCCUUGGGUGCCUCCAUCUUGAAUUUGGGACUUUGCUUCAGCAAACAUGGUCUAAUGCAAUUCCUUGACACACACUACUCCCUCCUCCUGCUUUGUCCCUUCCAAUACCCUUUGCUUGGGCAUUUCUAAGAGAAAGAGAGAGAGAUCUCUCCUGUAACAAUUUCAGAUGUGGUAGCUGUAAAGCUGAUUUCCAGCACGCCAGGGACAGGCCCGGCAGGCCCAUGAGGCAAGGCGAAGCAAAUGCCUCAGCUGGCUGGAUCCACAGGGGCAGCAAAUUGCGUAGCCAAGGAAUGCAUUGCCCGCCGCUGCUAUUGCAGCAACAGCUGCAUGCUCUUUGGUGACCAGAUCUGCUGCCUCCUCCUCAGCAGCAGCACCCCCCUCAACGCCACAUCUUCAGCAGCCUCUUGUUCCUGGUAUAGAUCUUCAAUCACCCCUUCUUCCCUGGUGUGUUUGGGGGAGCCAUUUUGUGGUUCGCUUCAGGUACCAAAAUGUAUUUGGUCAGCCCUGGCCUGUGGGGUAGGCACUUGCCACCCCCUGCUCAAAGUGUCAUUCUGGCAAAACUGAGUUGCCAGCCAAGGUUGCAUUUCCACUGUUAGGGCAAUUGCCAGUUUACUGACUGCAGACCCCCUCUUUGCAUUUAUGCUAACUUCUUUGAAAUGAAUGAAACUCACCUUUUGACUCGGGUAGACAAAAUGGAGGAAUGGGAACGGUGUAAGUGGUUUUCUGUCUCUCCCCCCCCCCCAAAUAUACAACCCCGCCUUACAUUGCCGGUAGCACCGUCGCAUUGAUUAGAAUAGCCAAAUAUGGGAAUGGCGUGGUUAGACUGCUUCACAGGUAGCCUUUAAGUGCUGCUCUUGACGAGUGGUUCAUUAGUUGGUUGCCGUCCAGCACUGUUGACGCAGAAAUUUCUUUUCUGAAAGAAUUACCAAGGAUGCGGACUGCAGGCUCUUGGCCCCAGCGCUCCUGAGUGUGCUGAGGGGUCAAAACUUCCCAGACUACGUGGCCUCUUUUGGAGAUUCUCUGCCCCAGAAUGAACUGGACUGGCUGCAAAUUUCUAACAACGUCACCGAAGCGGUAAGAGUGUGUCCACCCUGCCCUAAGUCAAUAUGGGUAGCCAUCAGGUAAUUUUACUACUUUUGGCUCUCUAACUUCUUCAGCUGACUCAGCUGCAUUUUAAGUUCUGUCUUUAUCUGGGGAAAUGUAACAGCUGCAAUCCAGGAGGGUCUUCAGUAGCGUAAGUGGGGAUGGGGAUCCAUUUCAGGCAGUUGGAACGAGCCUGAAGUUCUCUCUUUUUUUGCCAAUGAUACCUUGUAGCUAGCAAAACGUCUGUCUCCUUUUUCAGAGCACCUGCGAAAUUCCCGUGUCAUUUCAAAUAGAAGUGAAAUGGACUAAAUAUGGCUCCUUAGUUAACCCCCAGGCAAAAAUCGUGAGUCUCACGGCAACGGUAAUGACAGCCGCCUUGCCCCAGGUGGGUGGCGAUCUCCUGUGAUAGAAGGGAGCUCCUCGCAUGUAUUUUUAACUAAAUUGGCUUUCACAUUUGCAAGGUUCCAUGUCUGUGUAUGAGACAGAUGUCUGGCUAAUGAAACUGGCUUUUCCCACUCAAAGGGAAAUCUUGGCACAUUGAAGGUUCUGUUCAUGCUUCCGCUCUAAAGGUGGCAUUGAAGUUGUCACCCCAGUAUGCUUAGAAGGAAGCUUUAUGGACUCCUGGGGUUCUGUAGGAGGACCUGCUGAGCAGCCGUCCUUUUUAGCUGUGGCGGUGGCUGGAACCCUGCAAGUUCCUUGUGGCUAAAGUGGAAAGAGGGAGGAAGGGACUCUCAGAAAUAUGGGUGGAAUGGAAAAAGAAAGAGAGGGAGGGGAAAGAGAGAGGUCCUUCUCAGCGGCCUGUUUUCCCCAGCUGCCCCCUCCCCACCCUUGCACUUCAGAAGUCAGCCAGCCAAUCAUUCGGCACGGGAGAGACACUUCCACUAGCCUGUUUGGGCCUCUUUGCAUUGCAUGUUUCUUUCAUUAACUGCCUUGAGCUUUUAUGUUGGUAAAGCAGGAGAAUAAAUGUGAUUGAACAAGCAGCACGGGACUGCUGCUGAAAGCAACCACUGCCCCUCUCUCCCCGUGGUACAGCUUGCUUUGCCCGCUGGUGCCCAUGCCCUGUCUGAGUUCUCCCAUGGCCACGUACCCUUGGAGCAGCCAGUGAUGUGGCGCUGGAAAUAGGGCAUGCAGUAUAAUGACAUCAGGACUCAGGGUAGAUUGUUCUACGUAUUAACAAGGAGCAGGGGCAACAAGAUGCAGAGUUGGCAUUUUCAGCAGGAGCCCUGUGUUUCUUGCAUUUUAUCUCUCCAGCAUGCCUGUUGUGUCUUCCUUUCAGUUCUGAAACUAGCUGCUGCUAAACCCCACAAUAGCUGGAAAGGAAAUGUUUUUGUACUGAGUUGGUGCUCUAAACAAGCACAGUCCUGAUCUUAAAGCUCUCCUGAUCUUGGCUCCUUAUCAUAUAUAUUCUGCCAGCUAACACUGACACAACCACCUCUUUUCUUUUGGAGCUCAGCAUUUGAUCUGUUCUGCAUGAUUCAUUCUGUGAAGUGAAACUUUUCUUUCCUGUCCUAAGCGGAGCCAGGGUGUGGAAUGCAUCUGCCUGUCUCUUGCAGGUUGACUCAGGAAGCGAACAAACAAUCCAGAUCUUCAGCUCUGCCACUUUUGUUGACGUCUCUGCGCCUGCUGAGCCGGGUUACAAAGCACGACCAACCAUCGAAGCCAACUUGCCCUUCGACUUUUUCUUCCCAUUUGUUUAGUCGCAGCGUGAGCUGCUUCUUCUUCCUUCCUUUUCUCAAUGCGAGAGCGAACCAGGUUUCAAACCACUCUUCCACUGGGAUCAAAGAUCCCUCCAAAAUAUUGACUGGCUGCAUGUCUGAAAAGGGAGUAUAUGGGGAAAGGAGCCCCAAAUAAGCCGUGGCAGGGUUGGACUAGAGGAGACAACAGCAGCAACUCCCCUCCAUAAUCCUGUUUAGCAGUGAGAGAGGGGGGUCCUUCGGCAAACGCAGCUUCCAUCAUGUGCUGCAGUGGAAGUUUUGUGGAGUACAGCUCAACUCCUGUGCUGUGCUUACCCCCCCAGGACAGAGCCAUUCCUCGCCUCCUCUUGUAAUACGUGGGCAGGGAAUUGUAAAGGAAGGAGCCGUGAAUCAAGAUGGCUAUACUUUGCUUCCUCCUCUCCUGGGAAGCUCCAGUUCCCACCACUACUGCCUCCCCCAAACUCACACACUUGGAUUGUACUACACACCUUGAUAUUUCUUCUGAAUUUAUUUUCCCCAUGUUUUCCAUUCUUGAGGACUACUAACUCCCCAAAGCCCACUGCAUGUUCCUAUAUUCAUUUCCAUGGUCCUGCAAGUAGGAACAGCUUAUUGUAAGACAUUGCUUUAUUAUUUUAUUUUAUUUUAUUUUUUAGACUAAAGGAAUUGCUGUGUCAGGCACACCCAGGAAUUUGGGGGGAGUUUGGGGGAAAAGGCCACUGACUCACCUGCCAUCCAUCCACCUUCCUCUUUAGGUACUUCAAUAGUAACUUGCAGUUUUGUGAAGCUAAUCAAUGUCAACCAGUUUCACAGAUUUGACUUUUAUUAAAUUAUUUUUGCUAUUUUUUAAAAACUGUACAGCUGUACAAUUAAAGAUUGUAAUAAUUGGUUUUCAGAUAUGUGGAUUUUUUUUUUCAAGACUUGAGUCUUAACAAGCAAUAGGGAUAGAAUAUUGUUCUAGGCAUGGAAGGGAAUGUACAAAAGAGUAUGUUCAAAAUGGCACAGUAUGGCGGCACUGGCUCCGUUGGGCCCUAGGAUGGCACCUUAUCUGGACUGGCCGACAAGUCCAUGUUGCUUCAACACAGCAUUAAGCCUUUCAAUUUCCAGCUCCUGUUGGAGAAGAGUAAUUCUGAGGUCAGUUUGGGAGGCUAUGAGGAACUACAGGACAUUCCCCCAGCUUUGAGGUGCGGGGGAAGAAGCAAAGAUGAAAAAAUGUCAAAACUUAAUCACUUUGUAACAGCCUCUCAAACAGCUUUUCAGAAGGCUAAAUGGAAAACCAGCCUAGGUGAACACUCAGCAUAAAUCACAUCCUAGGAAUAACCUGCACAUCUUUUGAGCUUGUGCGCUGUAAUGGAGAACAAAUUAUAUGCAGCCUUUGAUUGCUUGCAUCACCCACUAAUCCUCUGCAGCACAAAGAGGCAGCCAGCUUAUUCUGCCCCAGUCAGGAGUGGCGGAUUCUCACUGGCUACCCUAUGAAACCCCCACAAAAGGCAGGCACUGUGAACAUGCAUUAGGUCCAUGUGCUAGCUGCCAUCUGUCAAUUCCAGGGAUGGGACCUUGGGAGCCCAAGACUCUGAAGGGCACCAAUUUCACAGUAGGGUGGCCAACAGCCAGGGGUGAUGGCAGCUCUGAUCCAGGAACAUCUUGAGCGUUACGGGGUCCCUCUACUUGCUCUAGUCAGUGGGAGCACAUUGCAAGAUCCACCUGACUCUCCACGUCUUAAAAUACGGUGAUUUGUUCAAGAGCGCUUACCCAUCGUGAACCCAAACGCCUGUUUAGACAGUUAAGGGAGCCUGGAGCGCAGAAGCAAAACUUGAGAGAUAGCAGGGGGAGCAUCAGCUUAGAGGGGCUCUUGAUGUUCUCACCUCUCAAAAGGAAUACAUCAGUGAUGGGGAACCUCCAGCCCAUGGGCCUAAUCGCAUGGUCCGUGUCCUAACUUGUCACAUGCAUCUGCUUUCCCUAAGCCAACUCGCCCGCCAUGUGCCUGGCAUCUAUGAGGUUCGGUGAUGGGCUGCUAAAGCUGCUCCCUGUCCUGUGCCUUUGCUGCUGUGACUUAAUUUCAAGCUGACUCAGUUACAUGCAGCUGGAUCAGAGCUUCAGCCACUGAAAACAUGGCCUUACCUUCUCUGCACAGCUAGCUUCCAUCUCCUGGACCUUUAGGGUGAGUUGCAGGUUGGCUUGCUUCAGCUUGGACAUCUGCUGCUCAGACCGUGUUUUCACCGACAAGAUGAUUCCUUGGGGAAUGGAUACAGAGGACAAGAAAGUUAGCCAGGCCCUAUUGGCUGAGACCCAGGGAUCUCCUUCACAAGCUCUUUACAGCGGUUAUCCUCAGAACUGUCCUCUAGGAUGUUCCUCUCACCGGAAAGAGGAGAGGGAGGCUGGAGAGGAAGCAGCUGGAGCUGAAUCAAGGCCCUCCAGCUGCAGGUCCAGUUUUAUCUGUUGGUUUGCAAGCAAUUAUAUCUGUUGGUUUGGGACGCGGGUGGCGCUGUGGGUUAAACCACAGAGCCUAGGACUUGCCGAUCAGAAGGUCAGCGGUUUGAAUCCCCGUGAUGGGGUAAGCUCCUGUUGCUCGGUCCCAGCUCCUGCCCACCUAGCAGUUCGAAAGCACGUCCAAGUAGAUAAAUAGGUACCGCUCUGGCGGGAAGUUAAACGGCGUUUCCAUGCGCUGCUCUGGUUCACCAGAAGCGGCUUAGUCAUGCUGGCCACAUGACCUGGAAGCUGUACACCGGCUCUCUUAGCCAAUAAAGCGAGAUGAGCGCCACAACCCCAGAGUCGGUCACAACUGGACCUAAUGGUUAAGGGUCCCUUUACCUUUACCUUACCUUGCAAGCAGACUGGUAUUGCCAAGCGUUAUGGGCUAAGUCACAAGAAUCUACAUGUGGAAACAGUCUCAGCAGACCCAAGGGAAGAAUGGCGAUAGAGGCGGCAGAAAGGGUGAAAACAAGGCAGUGUGUGCGCGUGGGACAAAGCCACAAGCAGUGUGCACUCCUGUUAGGAAGGGCCUGGAGGCCUGGGAAGAGAGGUCAAGGAUACCAGGAAGAGGGGGCUGGAUUUGAAUGAUCCAGAAGUCUCUGGAAUUCCUCUGCCCACAAUCAAAUUCUGCUAUACAAUCUACUUUAGAACAAUGGAUCAAGGAUAUUGAUUGCCAAUAUUCUUUCUCAUGUGCUCACAGAAUUUGCUCUCUAGUAUUUUUUUUAGUUUAACAUGCGUCUUCUAGAUAUGCCACAUAUCUAGGUCAUUUGACAAAGUAUCGCCAGGCCUUUUCUAGGCCCAGAUAUAACCACCUCCCUUUACAGUACAAAGAGGCGUCCCAUGUGAGGACUGUUUGUGUCCUUGUGGAGAUAGGAAGUAGUCAAAACUUUGGGUCAGGUCUUUGUUGAAUGUAAUCUUCAUAGAGAAGGUCACAAGAGAUUAUUCCCCGCUCCAAAAUAAGGAAGCAUCUUGGAAGGUCACUGGAACAGUACUCUGGAUAUUUCUCGGCUGAUACAAACAAGUUAAUAACAGAGAUAAUGGCCAACUUCCUGUUCUCUACUCAAAGGUCUUGUACACUGAUUCUAACUGCAAUUUGUAUCUCAAAUUUUAUCUUUGUACUAUGUACUAUGUAAUAUAUGUUUUAGUCAUUUGCUUCAUGUUGUAAGUGAAUGUUUUAAAUUGUCAACUGUUCUAUUUUGAUGGGUCUGUGGCCAAAUAAUAAAAUGAUU